AUUAGUGGUGUUCUGCAGAGGUAACCUGGUUGAUGUCCCCAUUAGUGCUACACCAAGACCACUGUUGUCCAAUGAGUAUCCAGUGACAGGUACUCUGAAGACAAUGUGAUCCAAGGUUUCCUACUGUGCUCCACAAGGAGUGUUGUGCUAGCGAUGACAUUAUUUGAACUUCCGAGUUGAGCAUGGCAUGAGUGAGUGCGAGUGAGUGUGGCUCCCGAUUUUUAUUGAAAAUCUACCUGUUUAUCUUUGCUGUAUGCUCGAGAUAUCUGAAUAUUUAACAUUGUGAACAACCCGGGAUGUUGCUGGACACUGAAAUGGCAAAUAAAAUGUACCUUCAAAGUAAAAUUGGGGAAAAAGAUAGCGAAGCCUCGAGCAAGAAAGUUGAUGUUAUAGUAAUGGCGCCGUUGCACACUGCUCAACCUGGACCUGUGCUAUCCGAUGACUUGGAGAGGCCUUGUUUAGUACUUAUUACUGACAUGACGCAAGCGGUGCAUUCUGCCCUAAAACGGGAACUUGAAGAUGCUUUGUCACCAGUGAAUGCUACCAUGGAACAAAUUAUGUCUUCUUACGAGUCGCACGACGAACGCAUUCGUGAGGUUGAAGAUGGCCUGAAUGAUUACAGUGACCGACUGGUGAGCACUGAAGCUACCAUUGCAGUGUUGCAGAGCGAAAACGCAUUUCUGAAGGGAAAGCUGGAUGACCUCGAAAAUCAGUCACGGAGAUCCAAUUUGAGAGUGGUCGGCAUUCCUGAAAAUUUGGAAGGUUCGGACCCUGUUAAAUUUAUGACCGAGUUUUUUGACAAAGUGCUGGGGACAAGUUUUUUUUCCCAAGGCCUCUCGUACUUUCGCGUGCUCACCGAGUCGGACGUAAACCAUCCGGUGUCCCUGGAGCCAAGCAAACGAGACCAAGAACGUUCCUGGUUCUCUUUCACUUCUUUCAAGAUAAGCAAUGCAUCAUCAAUAGACGGAAGCAGGAGCUGUAUUUCCGCGGACAUCACAUGUUUUUUCAUGAAGGUUUUAGUGCGGAGCUGGGGAAAAAACGAGCAGCUCUCAAGGAGGUGAAAUCCCUGCUUUACAGGAAAGGGAUCAGGUUCGGCCUCUUGUAUCCUGCCCGGCUCUGGGUCAUGCAUGAAGGUAAAAAGCAUUAUUUCGAUACACCAGAGGCGGCCAAAGAGUUUUACCAUUCGCACUGGGGAGAAGAAGAAUGAGAAGAGCAAUAACUUUUUUUUAAGGUUAUUCAUGCAGCAUUGAAGGGGCCUCCUGCUGAGGCAAACUGUUAAUUUUCGCAAUCCACUUCUUCAUUUUUUCCAGUUUAAUUUGUGGAACGCGAUCGGGUCGAACUGCUAUGCUGCGGAAUCUGAUUAACAAAAACUUUCAACCAGCUAUAUGUAAAUAUUUGGGAUUUGUAUCUCGGGUGUUUAGUUUCCUAGUUUCUUUUUGUUUUUAAUGCUUUGCUUGACCUGUGUUAUCUUUAGUCUAUAUAUAUUAAAGGUAGAAUAAGUGAUGUAUAAAUUUUAAGGAGGGGAGCCACUCUAGAUUAGAUUGAAAGUUUGGUUGU
Molecule: messenger RNA, 1557 nt
Organism: Mobula hypostoma (lesser devil ray)
Lineage: Eukaryota; Metazoa; Chordata; Chondrichthyes; Myliobatiformes; Myliobatidae
Exons: 2
Coding region: 297-1061 (254 amino acids)
Biological process (GO): retrotransposition
Cellular component (GO): ribonucleoprotein complex
Molecular function (GO): single-stranded RNA binding
Source: RefSeq, a predicted model, not a curated record